Molecule: messenger RNA, 3621 nt
Organism: Rhododendron vialii
Lineage: Eukaryota; Viridiplantae; Streptophyta; Magnoliopsida; Ericales; Ericaceae
Product: psbP domain-containing protein 2, chloroplastic
Exons: 6
Coding region: 68-1036 (322 amino acids)
Biological process (GO): photosynthesis
Cellular component (GO): extrinsic component of membrane; photosystem II; photosystem II oxygen evolving complex
Molecular function (GO): calcium ion binding
Source: RefSeq, a predicted model, not a curated record
AAAAAAAAAUCAUAUUCCCUCCCUUAUCAUUUCUCGAAACACUCCUCCUGCUACUCUCCCCUCAACCAUGUCCAUCACCUCCAAAUUCCUCCCUCUCCAUCUCUCCUUCCCAAACCCUAACCCUAAAUUCCCAUUUCAAACCCCCACUCCAUGCCCCCUCUCUCAUCCCAAGCUCCUCACAAUCCGGUCCGCUAAAAAGAGGCAAAGAACCGGGAACUUGCGGUACCCAUCUGAAAAGAAGAAGCUCAAAUCGAAACAAAAGACCCAAAUUGACGAAGCCGACAAAUUUGAGGGGUUCUGGAGGCUGUACAAGCUCGGAGUCCCUGCCCAUAGAGACCCUGGAAAGGAUUUUCUUGGCGUUUCGGAUGCUUUGCUUGAACAAAUUGCGAAAGCUCUCAAAUUUCCGAAACCCACAAGAGAAUCGAAUGAAUCUCCCAACACGUAUCCCACCACCAAAAUCACAUGUUUGAGGAAAAGGGUGCUCAACCUAUCCAUUGUAGCAGUUACCUUAUCCCUAACCAUAUCCAGCAGCAUUUCUAAAGGAACGGCUCAAGAUUUGGAGCUUGAAAGAUACACCGAUUCAAAACAGGGCUUCACUCUCCUCAGACCCCCUUCUUGGGUUAAGGUUGAAAAAGCAGGUGCUACUGUUCUAUUUGAAGAGCCAAACAAAGCAACUAACAAUCUAGGUAUUGUUGUUAGCCCUGUUCGCCUGACAAAGCUAGAAGAAUUUGGGAGUCCUCAAUUUGUUGCAGAUAAGCUUAUUCAAGUUGAAAAGCGCAAGGAAAGUACAAAGGAUGCUGACAUAAUCGGAAUUUCAGAGAGAUCAGGAAAUGGAGGCCUCCAAGUGUACGAGUUUGAGUACAAACUUGAUAGCACAAGGGGAGGAAUGAAGAGGAUCUUUACAGCUGUGUUUGUGGCUUCUAAGAAGCUUUACAUCCUUAAUAUUGCCCACUCUGACAAACCAGAGGGUCCUCUGGACAUGCAUAGAAAAAGGCUAUUGGAACAAGUUCUUCAUUCCUUUGAUGCUGCACUUUGACAUGAAAUGAACAUCGCUACUCAUUCUUCUCUGACACUGACUUGAUGCUUUACAUCUCUGCUCUAGCAGUCAACGGCAUAGGUGGUAACACGAAGGCAUGCCUUGUGAUCCGAGGUUUCCGAGGGGCGGAUGUAUAUGGGGAGUGGGGGUGGUGCGGCUGGUGCCACCCCCAGGUUCCAAACGUGGAAACUCCCUCUCCACUCUCAAAUCAAUCUGUAAACCUGGACUACUUGGACUGCAUCCCUACUUAUACUUGGACCUCUUAGUCUCAAUGUAGGAGCAAAAAGAAGACAGGUAUGCUCAUAAUCCUUUCCCCACUGUUUCUCCUUUCCUUAUUUUCGACUUUGCACAUAAAUGUUUUUCAUAUAUGAUAGUGGGAUUUGCUAUAAGUUGAUUUGUUACAUUGAUAACUAAAAAAAAUAAAAAAAAAUUGAUGAACUUUUACAAUCUUGACGAUGAAGAACGAAUGUUAAUUGUUUUGGAGUUAAAGUGUCUGGAGCCACGGAAAAAAAUUAAUUAUUUGUUUGUUUGCAUGAUGAACAUUCAUUUUGUAUCUAUGGAAGAAUGUGAAGUUUCAACUUUAUUUGUGUGUUUCUGCCACCAAAGAUAUUAGGUUAGCCCUCUGGACAGUUCCAAUAAUAUGAAGUCAAUUUUGUCUAGCCUUAGAGUUUGGAAGCAGGCCAAGUGUAGUUUUAACUCUCUAGAAUCAGUAGAACGGGUCUAAUGUAGUUCUUCCAUUGGAUAUGCAAUUGAAAGUUUUCAUGUGUUAGGAUGUGUUUCUUUUAUGGUAACUAUUUAGUCUUUCAAAAAGCUCAAUGUUUGUUACAAACAGUGAGCUUUUUUUCCUCUAUUGAUCUGAUUCUUGUUACCCAGCUUUUUUCCACUAUGAUUUUGUAUACAAUAACAGUAGUAAGUUAAGUGUUCCUCACUUUCUUGAAGCAUGUUUUCGGAUUCCCCGUGUUUUGUAAUCAAAAGAGAUUCAAUAGAUUGGAAAGCGUUUAUUUUGCUGGGACUUGUCCUUGGGUGGCAUUUCAAUGGAAAUUAGUGUUGCUCUAUUUUUUGUAAGUAGAGGCUGUUAUUUUUUUGCAAAAGUAUUAAUGGUAGUGAUUGUUCUUGAUGUUAAAGGUUAGUUUUUUUUGGACUUAAUUACUGUUAUAUGUUUUCAGUGGGGUCAAAAUAGAGUUCCUUUAUGGCCCGAAGAGCAAAUCAUCUUCUCUUAUGUUCGUGUAUAGAAUUAUUGCUAUCCACAAUUUUCUUUGACAAACAUUAUACAUGUAUCCGAAUUCUAUAAAUGUGUCAAACAAACAAAACAAGUUUGGACAGUUUUCUUUUAGAGAUAAGGAUAAGGAUAAAAAAUAGUUUGGGUUGGUAUAGGCAAUGUUGAUUUUGUGAUGAUAACUAUUUGAGGCGUGUGUCCAAACCUCUAGGCUGAGAUUAUGCAAUUGCAACUGAAUUAAUUUGUUAACUUGGAUCUGCAUUUUAGGAUUACAUAUUAAGGUUAAAUGGGCUUUUUUUUCUUGUUAAGUUGAACCUGAACUUAGGAACUAUCAAUUGCGGAUCUCACCUUUGCACCCUAUACAUUUUCUCAUCCACUGUAUUUGCUAUAUUGUAGGUCUGAUGGAACGUGUACAAUCUCCAUCGAUAGAGAAAGAUAUCAAUUUUAAAGUUGAAGAACACGUAGAGGGGUCGAUAUCACAAGUCCACGACAGUUUAUGCUUGCUCACAGAGGCUGAGGUUUUUUUAAAAUGAAAUUUGAUUUGGAGGGAGAUGCACAUACUUUUUACAAUUUGUACGCAAGAGUAAUUGGGUUUAGCAUAAGGAAAGGCAGAAGAAAAAUGUGUGGGGACAAUGUGGUAAUGAGUAGAAAGUGGGUAUGUUCAAGGGAAAAGGGUAAGGGCAAGUAAGUACUUUGCCAGCGUACAACGAACGAGAAGGCCAGGGGCAGAAACUAGAGUUGGUUGUGGUGCAUUAUUUUGCGUACGAUAUGAUCUGGAAAUGGGAAAAUAUGUGGUGACACUUUGUCCGGGAACACAAUCAUGACCUGGCGUCAUCGCACUGUGUUCCUUUCCUUUGGUUGCAUAGGUCUGUGACAGGUGCAGACAAAGCCCUGGCAAUGGCUUUGCAUGAUGUGGGUGUAAAGACAAGCCCAAUCAUGGAUUUAAUGUCCCGUCAAUGUGGUGGUCCAGAGAUUGUGGGAUUCAUUCGUUAAGAUUGCACAACCUUUUUCAAGCUAAGCGUAGAAUAGAGCUUAGAGACGGUGAUGCCGAGGGUGCUUUGGGGUACUUCUUUUCUAAAGCCGUUGAGGAUCUUUUUUUUUUUUCUUUUCUACAAGUAUGAUGUCGAUGAGGAGAACCAGUUGGAUAAAUUGUUCUGGGCUGAUUCAAGGUCUCGAAUGGACUAUGCAACAUUCGGUGAUGUGUUGGCCUCCGACAUGACCUAUAGGACAAAUGCAUACAAGUUGUUUGUCAUUUUAGCUGGCGUGAGUAUGUGGCCCAUAGAUUGGGAGAUAUAAAUAAUUUUUUGAAGGGCACGUAUGUUGAAAUUGAACAAAAAAAUUAAGACGGAAAGAGCAUUUUGGUUUUGAG